Messenger RNA from Prinia subflava (tawny-flanked prinia), 2417 nucleotides. RefSeq names its product zinc finger MYND-type containing 12 (gene ZMYND12). NCBI's taxonomy places the organism in Eukaryota, Metazoa, Chordata, Aves, Passeriformes, Cisticolidae. The transcript has 8 exons. Gene Ontology annotation, molecular function: protein binding. The record is from RefSeq and is a predicted model, not a curated record. The coding region runs from base 77 to 1048 and encodes 323 amino acids.
UCGGAAGUGACGUGACUCGCCUCACCGGAAGUAUCACCCCGGCAACCGGGGACGCGUCAAGGGUUGAGGGCCGGCCAUGGCGAGGGCCCCGCAUUGCGAACUGUGCGGAGCCCGACCGGCCAGGCUUCGCUGCCCCGACUGCCGCCUCACCUACUACUGUGAUGUCUCCCACCAGAAAACCGACUGGAUCAGCAUCCACAGCCGUAUCUGCCAGCUGCUCAUCCCAGUCCUUGGGCCCCAGCCCUGUUUCCAUUCUGAAGAAGACAGAAAACAUGGCAAGGAGGAGCUGCUGAGGAGGCAGGAAUCCCUCAUUGCUCUGGCGCUGAGCACAGCCCAGGGAUUUGUGUGGGCAGGGAAGCCCCUGGAAGCAAUUCCUGCAGCCCUGCAGGCGCUGUGCUUCAGCUCCCAGCUGUUCGGCUCUGGCUCCGUGCAGCUCGUGCCCAUUUAUCUGCUCCUGGCUGAGGCCUCCACGGGCACUGGCCAUCUCCGACAGGCAGCCAAGUAUCUCUCCCAAGCCCAGUGGAUCGUCCUCCAAACCCCAGACUGCAGUGCUGCUCUUCAGUCUAAGUUACACCGUGGGCUGGGGCUUUUCUUUAUUGCUGAAGGAAACCUGGACCAGGCUUUGUAUCACCUGGCCAAUGAUGUUUACCUGGCUACUGCUGAAUUUGGACUGAAUUCUGUUGAGGUCUCUGGAGGGUACUUAAACAUGGCCAACAUCUUCUUCCACCAGAAUAAAAUGGAUGCAGCAAACUCACUCUAUACUGAGGUGAGCAGCCUCUGGCAUGACUGGCUGCUGAGCUCCCUUCAAGGGCGUCGGCGAAUGCUCCCGGCCCAGGCAGAAGCAUCGCCGUUCUCCAAGGAUGAGGAGGGCAUUGAGGACGGGAUGACCAAAGCCCAGCGUGAGGAAGGAACGCGGGUGCUGUGUGCAGUGCUGAAGGUCCGAGAACAGGGACCACUGCAGGAUCCCAGGGAAACAGCCAGAGUCCUGCAUGCCCUGGCCAUGAUCCACUACCUGGGCCUGGAUUUAGCCAAGGUGCUCAUGGCAUGACCAAGGCUCCGUCCUGGGCAAGGGGAGCAGGUUUGGGAUCCACAGGGCAGCACAGCUCCAGCCUGAUCCUGCCCCCCACCCCGUGAUCCCAGCCCAGGCUGCUCCAGGCAAUUAAAAUCUGGUCGUACACCCAGAGCAGGUAUUUUGCAACCAGGUGAGUUGUUCUCGUGGAACAACUUUGGUGGAAAAGCUUUGCAAGAACACGCACUCCCAAACCCCCCACUCCUGGCAGGGUAGGGGAAGUCCGGCUCCAAGAAAUAAAUGCAUAGGACAUGGGGGCUGGGUGGCUGCUCACAUUCUCCUUUAUUGUUCACACCACACACCUUCCCCUUGGCACUUCACUGCAGCGAUCUGCUUAAAAACACACACACACACACCCACAGCUUGGCGCAGCUGUGCCACAACCAGCUGAAAAUGGGCAUUUUUAAAGAGAUUCAUUUUACUCCCUCCCCCCUUUACUUUCUUUCACGAGUGGUCAAGUGUCAUCACUCCCAAACCAAACAAACAAACUUUAAAAAAGAUACUAUUAAAAAAAAAAAAAAAAAAAAAAAAAAAAAAAAAAAAAAAGCGCCUGUGGCUUUGGGAAUGUGCCAGGAGCUCCCACACCAGCUGCACUCAGGGAAAUGGGGUUUUUUGUAUGUGUUUUCAGUUUUGUUUGAAAAGGACAGUAUUUCUCAUCUGUAUUUUUUUAAUAUACUACAGCCUGAAAUUCAGUGCAAUAGAUACAACUACAGUGCAGAACUAUACAAAAGUCAUCCUAACCAUGUACAAGCUUUUUUUUCUUAGUUGCUAUAGAAACUAUAACCUUUUUCUGUACCUUUUGUAUGCAUUAUACAGUGUGAAUAUACUCCGAGAAUAUUUACAGUACUUGGCUUGUCAAAUCAGAAAUGCUAUAACUUAAAUGUCUACUAUUAACAACCAUUGAACAAAAAUAUAUAUAAUAUAAAUAUCUUCCAGUCUAUACACAGAGCAGGAAACGGCUGUAUCCAUGCGGUGCUGGAUUUUGGUGAGUCCCGGGAUGGGGGUGGUGAUGGAGGGGGAUGUCGUGUGCGGCUGCCGCUGGCGCUUCACUGUCGGGCAAAUAUUGCCGAGAUUAAUCCCAAAAUUCAAAAAGAACAUAUCCCCCCUCUCCCAUUUUCCCCUCCCAGCUGGAAUUCAGGUAAAAGGAGAGAAGCCUGCAACAAUGGAUUGACCUUUCCAACUGAUCCAUCCGGACGGCUCCGUCCUCCACGCUGCCCCAGGCGGGAGGUCCCCGUCCAUGAACCCACCGCAGGGCUUGAAAUCAAGGAGACUUGAAAAAAUGACUCAUUUGCGUGGUAGUUUUUUUUUUUUAAAAAUAUUAGAUUUAGUCAAUUUAUGUGAUUUUUUU